AUGCCCAUCAAUCCGCGGCCGAUGCUGCAAAAUCUUGUGAACGAGGAAGUCAUUAUCCGGCUAAAAUGGGGCCAGACGGAAUAUAAGGGAAGACUCGUGAGCACUGAUAGCUACAUGAAUAUACAGCUGUCCGGGGCGGAGGAGUGGAUUGACCAACAAAUGACCAGUGUCCUCGGACAAGUACUCAUUCGAUGUAACAAUGUUUUGUGGAUUCAAGGCGUUAACCAGAAUAGUGGUAAUACAGAUACCGUUAUGGGAGGCUAA
Blumeria graminis f. sp. triticale is the source of this 264-nucleotide messenger RNA. The record is from the annotation of a GenBank genome assembly. NCBI's taxonomy places the organism in Eukaryota, Fungi, Ascomycota, Leotiomycetes, Helotiales, Erysiphaceae.